Molecule: messenger RNA, 1776 nt
Organism: Orbicella faveolata
Lineage: Eukaryota; Metazoa; Cnidaria; Anthozoa; Scleractinia; Merulinidae
Product: lactadherin-like
Source: RefSeq, a predicted model, not a curated record
AUGGUAGGGAUUUUGCAAGUUGAGGCACUACAUGAAAAUGACAAGAAGACUUAUUUGUUUGGCGAUUCAUUCACAAUACGGACCAGUCAUGACAUUGUUCUGCUCCGUUUUCCGUGUGUUACAGGCCAGCAUCAACGCCUGAUCCAAGGUAAUCGUGGUUUAAAACAAUCUAGUAAUCAACAGGGAUUAUCAUACGCCAAUUUUGUAGCUCACAAGUUUCACCAUCUUCAAGGAUCGCUUUUGGACUAUUCUUGUGAAGUUGUUCAGGACGAAGAGUGCGCUUUUGCCUGUGUUGAUAAUGCGCCCUGUAUUUCGUUCAACGUUGCUUCGUCGCCAAACGAAAAUGGAACGCUUCGCUGCGAGCUGCUAAGUGAAGACAUGUUCAGAAGUCCUGAAAAACUAACCGUUUCACAACAAUUUCACCAUUAUAGCAUAAAGACACCUUGCUCAAGGAAUCCUUGCAAAAACAACCGCAGCUGCAUCCCAAAUUACGAAGACGAUCAAUAUCAUUGUGUUUGCCCGGCGGGCUAUAUAGGCCUUCAUUGCACGAGAGAAUGUCUAGCUCCCUUAGGAAUGGAAAACCAUAAAAUAACUGCGGCACAGAUCUCAGCGUCUUCUCAAGCUGAUGGAAAUUUUGCCCCACGCCACGGAAGACUACAUUACAAGGGUAUUGGCGGCGCAUGGGCAGCAGGGGUAAUUGAUGCAAAUGUACAUGAGUGGAUUCAAAUCGAUCUUCGUGUUGAGGCAAAUGUUACUUUUGUGGCAACCCAAGGGAGAUACUGGAACCCCGACCAACGGGUGACCGAGUACAAGUUACAAUACAGCAAGGAUGGACUUUCCUUUCAGGUUUAUAAGCAAACUGGAGAUAACUCAUACAAGGUGUUUGCUGGAAACAGUGAUCAAGACACCGUCGUGAAACAUCCUUUGAUUCCUCCGAUCGAAGCACGAUACAUCAGACUGAUACCCACAGCAUGGAACAGUCACAUCUCCAUGAGGAUGGAACUCUAUGGAUGUUUUGAGUGUCUGGCACCUUUGGGAAUGGAAAACUUAAUAAUAACAAACGCACAGAUAUCAGCUUCCUCUCAAAAUGAUUCAGACCAUGCCCCAUACUACGGAAGACUACACUACAAGGGUAAUAACAGCGCAUGGGCAGCAGGGGUGAGUGAUCUGCAUCAGUGGUUUCAAAUCGAUUUUGGAAUUGAGACAAAAGUCACUUAUGUGGCAACUCAAGGAAGACAUAAUACCAGCCAACGGGUGACCCAAUACAAGUUACAGUACAGCAACGAUGGAAAUACAUUUCAGGUCUUUAAGCGCCAAGGAGAGAACUUAGAUGAGGUGUUUGUGGGAAACAGUGAUUCUGACACCGUGGUAAAACAUCACUUAACUCCACCAAUCAAGGCACGAUACAUCAGACUGAUACCCACGGCAUGGAAUCACCACAUCUCUAUGAGGAUGGAACUCUACGGAUGUUUUGGUAAUUGACGCUUAAGUCAAACCCUCAAACUCAACGAUAACUAAUUUUUACUUGGUUGUACCUGUUACCGUCGCCGCGAUUUUUGUUAUGUUUUCCGUUUGUACGCGCAUUCCUUCCGUUUAUCUCACUGGCACGUCGUCAGUAUUCUGUUAGGUUUUUCCGCAUAAUUCGUUUUGUUUCAGUCCCUUUUUUGUACAAGUUUUACAGUACAUUUGUGCAUUUCCAUCGUGUGCGUGACAGUCAUCUAGUUUUACAGUCUCCACCACUGUCCCUUCAUCGUGUUCCUUGUCAUACAACAUCAU